AUGCCAUGGAACGAACACUGUCAUAGGAGGUACGAACGACCGAUUCAGACCACGGAGAACCCAAUUCGUGCCUUCAAUCCAGCCUGGCAUCCGCUCUACAACGGACAGUAUUCUGAUAUCGUUGGAGCAUGUCCGGGCUGUGGUGCCAACAGAAUAAAGGUUCCAAGCCGAACGGCGGUAGUUGCUCUAGAUGGCGAGAGGAUAGAUUGCGGAGGCAUUGUCAUUGCCGUCGAUGGUGCUUGCAGGAAUAAUGGUCAACCUGAUGCACGAGCCGCGUAUGGUGUUUUCCACGGCGAGGGCUCCGAUGAAAAUUUCUCCCGCAUUGUGCCUUCAAAUCAUCCGCCUACGAAUCAAGUCGCCGAAAUUUUUGCAGCAAUCGCUGCUCUUAAGAAACUCCAGCUUGCUCUCAGGCCGUGGGAUCCAGAUGGUCGCGUAGCCUGCAAGGUGCUCAUCCGGUCGGACUCCUCCUACCUUGUGCAGGGUAUCUCUGAGCAUAUCUGGAAGUGGAAAAAGAACGGAUACAGGACUGCGAAGAAGCAGACGGUUGAAAACUGGAAGCUGUUCCAACGCUUGGACGAGCUGAUGAUGGAUUUCGAGAUGAAUCACAUUCCUGUGUGGUUUUGGCAUGUCCGGAGAGAAUUCAACACCGAAGCUGAUGCAUUAGCCAACUCGAGAAUGCUUGGUGAGGAGCCUCCUGUCGGCUUGAGAUCAUCUCGUCUGAGGUUUCAACGAAAGACUCGGAUCGACGAUCUGUGA
Messenger RNA from Drepanopeziza brunnea f. sp. 'multigermtubi' MB_m1, 756 nucleotides. NCBI's taxonomy places the organism in Eukaryota, Fungi, Ascomycota, Leotiomycetes, Helotiales, Drepanopezizaceae. The record is from RefSeq and is a predicted model, not a curated record.